Messenger RNA from Colletotrichum abscissum, 1467 nucleotides. RefSeq names its product high-affinity nicotinic acid transporter. The coding region runs from base 1 to 1467 and encodes 488 amino acids. Gene Ontology annotation, molecular function: transmembrane transporter activity. Gene Ontology annotation, cellular component: membrane. The record is from RefSeq and is a predicted model, not a curated record. NCBI's taxonomy places the organism in Eukaryota, Fungi, Ascomycota, Sordariomycetes, Glomerellales, Glomerellaceae. Gene Ontology annotation, biological process: transmembrane transport. The transcript has 6 exons.
AUGGAGUCCGACAGCGCCCAAGUAUCAGAAAAACACGCUCGCACCGAAUCAAUCGAAGUUGGCGAGUCGCAGCCCUUCGACCAACAUGCGACUAAGAAGCUCUUGAGAAAGCUAGACUGGCACAUCAUUCCCUUCAUGAGUCUGAUCUACCUACUCUGCUUCCUUGACAGGACGAACAUUGGAAAUGCUAGGUUGGACCAUUUGGAGCAGGACCUCAAAUUGAAGGGCAUUCAGUACAAUGACUGCCUUGCCAUUCUUUUCCCGUUCUACAUCGCGGCCGAGAUCCCGAGCAACAUGAUGAUGAAGCGCCUUCGGCCGUCGAUCUGGCUGACAUUCAUCAUGGUCUGCUGGUCUGCGUCGAUGAUCGGGCAAGGAUUCGUCAAGGACUACUCAGGGCUCAUGGCGACUCGCGUAUUUCUCGGGAUCUUUGAGGGUGGUCUGUUUCCCGGCGUCAACUACUACAUCACGCAAUGGUACUGCCGACACGAAUGUGGCUUCAGAAUGGCUCUCUUCUUCUCAGCAGCGACUCUCGCCGGUGCGUUUGGUGGUAUCCUUGCGCGAGGAAUUGCCGAGAUGCACGGAGUAGGCGGCCUCUCGGCCUGGGCAUGGAUCUUCAUCCUCGAGGGUCUUCUGAGUAUCUUGGUGUCCUUCACUGCGUACUGGGCAAUCUACGACUAUCCUGCCACAGCACAAUUCCUUUCGGAGAAGGAGCGAUCAGAAGUCCAACGCCGACUGCAAGUAGACUCAGGCCACCUAUCUAACGAGUUCAACAUCAAGUAUGUCUGGCAGGCCAUCAAGGAUUGGAAGAUCUACAUCCACAUGCUCAUCUGCAUGGCGGGCUUCUGCCCCAUCUACUCGAUUGCCCUUUUCCUACCAACCAUUAUCAAGAACAUGGGCUACACCUCCAACACCGCUCAACUGAUGUCGGUGCCGCCGUAUUGCUUCGCUUGUAUCUUCACGAUCGCCGCCAGUUGGUAUGCGGAUCGCGUGAGACAGCGUGGUAUUUUCCUGAUGGGCUUCCAGCUGGUGGGAAUCCUGGGCUUCGGUCUCUUGGUCGGUACCAGCAAAUCCUCUACGCAAUAUGCCGGCACCAUUUUUGCCGCCAUCGGCAUCUAUCCUCAAAUCCCACUUGGUCUCGCCUGGAACAGUAGCAACAUCGGCGGAAGUUUGAAGCGGGGAACCGGUAUUGCGAUGCAAGUCAUGGGUGGUAACUGCGGCGGCAUCAUUGCGUCUUACGUCUACCUUAGCCGGGAUGGACCCCGCUACACUACCGGCCACAGCAUUCUCAUUGGCUUUGUGAGCAUGGCCUUCUUCUUGACGUUGUUCAUGACCACAUGGUGCAGAAGGGAGAACGCCCGCAGAGACCAAGUUGCUAGUGAUGCCGGAGUGCAGGAGUUGACUGCAGAGCAAAAGGAGCUUGAAGCUGAGCUCGCAGAUAAUGUGCCGUGGUUUAGAUACACGAUCUGA